Cololabis saira (Pacific saury) is the source of this 2439-nucleotide messenger RNA. It is a transcript of the gene tescb, whose product is annotated as tescalcin b. Gene Ontology annotation, molecular function: calcium ion binding. The record is from RefSeq and is a predicted model, not a curated record. The coding region runs from base 211 to 867 and encodes 218 amino acids. The transcript is spliced from 8 exons. Lineage: Eukaryota; Metazoa; Chordata; Actinopteri; Beloniformes; Belonidae.
UGUCGGAGGAGGAGGAGGAUGAAACCUGCUUGGCGACCACGCAGGAAGACGGAGGUGUGAGCUCAAGAUCUGAACAAACACUGGCCAUGGACCAUUCCCACACAUGAUCUCCGGGAGAUUCCUGCUGGCGAGUCCAAUAUCGUCUGAUUUGCGACUUGUCUUUAGUGCCUUUUAAAGCCGUCCUGUCCUGCGGAGGAGAGCGGAGGAGCCAUGGGGGUCCUGCAGUCCACAGGGGGCCACCCGGAAUAUGCUGGUCUGGCGGAAAAGAGCGGCUUUUCUGUUGAACAGAUUGGAGUCCUACAUAAAAGAUUCCAGCAUUUAAGCCACAAUGAAGAAUUUCUACGGAGAGAAAACUUCAAUGGAAUCCCAGAUCUGGCGUGCAAUCCCAUCCGUGAACAGAUUGUAGAUGCUUUUUUUGACAGAAGAAACUUUCACCAGAAUGGUGCUGGACAGGUUGAUGAGAUCAGGUUUGAAGAAUUCCUGGUGGUCUUGUCUCAUUUCCAGCCCCCAGCGUCACACUUGAGAGAGGAACAGCAUGAUAAAGUCAGGAAGGAGAAACUGAGAUUUUUAUUCAACAUGCAUGACACAGACAACGAUGGAAAAAUAAACCUUGCGGAAUACAGACAUGUGGUGGAGGAGCUGUUGUCGAACAGCGGGGCGCUGGAGAAGGAAACAGCCAAAAGCAUUGCAGAUGCAGCCAUGUUGGAGGUGGCCAGCAUUUCAGUGGGUCAUAUGGAGCCUGAUGAAUUCUACGAGGGAAUUACAUUCGAGCAUUUUCUCAAGCUGCUGGAACGCAUUGAAAUAGAAUCCAGAAUGAGCAUCCACUUCAUGAAUGUGGACGCUACGACCCUGUGCCACUUGCACUAAAGUAUGCAACGACCGAGAAAUAACUGUGGAUAUAAAGGUUUGGCCUCACUGUAGCAUUUACUGUUGUCCUUGUAGUUUACUGCUUGCACUGAAGGUAUGCCUCACACAUGUUUGAACUGCUAUGCAAAUCCAAAGAUUAUGAAAGAUUAUGAAUAAAUUAGAAGUACUUUAUUUAUUCUAUAAGCAAUAUUGUAAGCAAUACUACCACUGUAUGAGUUACUGGACCAAGCAAUAAUAAUCAAAGUUCCAUGAUAAGAAGUAUGCAUGUGAACAUAGAUGCUCGAAGUACCUUAAACAUGUAAUUGCUGGGCCCCGGAUAGUUUAGUGGACUGAGCGGGCACACCAUAUGCAAAGGCUAUUGCGCUCGUGCAGGCGGUGCAGGUUUGAAUCCCAGCCUGUCGCUCUUUACUGCGCGUCUGUCCUCCUCUCUCUACCGGUUUCCUGUCUAGCUGCUUUCAAAAUAAAGACCACUAGAGCCAUAAGAAAAAGUUAUUGUUGUAAAUCCUCUUAUUCAGGGAUAUAAAUGUUUAUCUUGAAUCUAAAUGUGUCCAAUAACGCGAAAUCAACAAUGUGAAAUAAUUUUUAAGUCGCCAAUGUACAACUUGAUGCAUGCGCUGCAUGUAUUUGCACAAUGAAAGACUAGAAUUGUUUGACAGAGAAACUCUUUUAGGUACAUUAAUAACAGAACCAAAACUUUGCAUGUUCAGCUAGGACUAGCGCUGAAAGUUCACCGCAAAGUGACCACACCCUGAGAAUGUAUGACUCAUGGAAGUAACUUUCACUGAAUGGAUGGUUUUGAAACGUAUAUUUCUCUCCAAUGUUGUAUUUUAGACAUGCCAGCAUCUCUCUAAAAUGCUAAAUCACCACAAUAGGGGAAGUUACAAAAGUUACAGGAGCUGUGUUUGCUGUGGUUUAUAUUUAUAAAGACUUAACUGUUGCAUGGCCUCACAGAGAGAGAAAGAGAGACAUAGACAGUGUUGCAUCACAUUUUAUUCCAUUCUACACAGUUGGAACAGACGUCUUAGGUUAAACAACAAAAAGGAUCAUCCAUGUCUUGUGUGCCUUUUGAAAAAUGUUCAAUAUCUUAAGAAAUGUGUAAAACAAAAGUUAGAGUAAGUGGUUAAACUGUAAAAAAAAAAAAAAAAAAAAAGAAAUGCCGUAACCACAAUGUGGGCUUUUCUUCCUCUUUUUUUCUCUCUCAAUAUUUUUCAAGUUCAAUUAUUACAGUCAAUAAAAACACUUGAUUAUGUUGAAAAUAUUACUUCAUUAUUUUCAUCAUUUUUAAAUAAAAAUGUAUGAUUAUUUGGCAUGGUACUGUUUUGCCCAGAUCGUCCUAAUUAUUUUGUAUUCUUCUUUUGGUGUAUACUGCCCCCUACAGGUUAAAACAUGUAAAGCAUGUUAAAUGAUGAUGAACUUGCACCUGUUUUUCGUUCAAAUAAUCACCAACGUGACAAUGUAUGUCUGUUAGUUAAACAGAUAUAGUUUAGUAUGUUUCAAGACAUAAUACAAAAUAUAUGAAUGUAAAUUAGUUUUGUGAUUGUGUUUAUUUGACAUUAAAGUUGAUGUAGUAAU